CGCCCCCGGCCACGCCCCUCGCGCAGCCCCAGCCCCGACCCGCCGAGUGGGGGGCGGCCGGCGGCCCACCAUGAGCUGGUUCAAUGCCUCGCAGCUCUCCAGCUUCGCCAAGCAGGCGCUGUCGCAGGCCCAGAAAUCCAUCGACCGGGUGCUGGACAUCCAGGCCGAGGAGAGCGCCUGGCCUGACGCCGUCAUCCCCGACUACGGCGACGGAUCAAAUUCUCUCAUAAGUGGAGGAUGGGAUACAUCUUCCUGGGGCUUAACUUCAAAUACAGAACCACAGAAUCAGCCAAUAUCGCCAACAGCAAUCACUAAGCCAGUGAGGAGGACGGUAGUAGAUGAAUCUGAAAACUUCUUCAGUGCCUUUCUCUCUCCGACAGAUGUUCAGAGUAUACAGAAAAAUCCAGUGGUAUCCAAACCUCCAGCCAAAUCACAGCGACCCAAAGAGGAGGUAAAAAGCACUUUAAAGGAGUCUCAGCACCCCAGUCAGCUGGAGGUACCAGUGACAACAGAGGCAGAAGUGAAGGAUUCCUCUAUAUCUAGCAUAGUUGACCUGAAAACCCGUGAUAUUCCCAAGGAGAAAGUAGAAGAGGAUUCUGUGCUUAAAUCUAAUGCCAAGCAUGAAGAAAGCACAAAUGAAGUUACUGACAAAAAGGUGUCUGCUCUAAAUUUGGAAGUAACUGAUGACGCUCUUAAUGAAAAAUCCAGUGUAGGAGGGGAUGGAACAGAGGUGGUGCCAGAUAGCACUUCCCAGCCUCAUAAUGCAGGUACAAAAGAUACGGGUUUGGAAACAAAGGAGCGAAAGACUGAGGACAGGCAAAGCAAUACACCAUCACCUCCAGUUAGCACUUUCUCCUCAGGAACAUCCACAACUAGUGACAUUGAAGUUCUGGACCAUGAAAGCGUAAUAAGUGAGAGCUCAGUAAGUUCAAGACAAGAAACUGCAGAUUCAAAAUCCAGUCUUCAUCUAAUGCAAACAUCAUUUCAGCUUUUAUCUACAUCUGCCUGUGCAGAUUAUAAUCGUUUGGAUGACUUCCAGAAAAUGACUGAGAGCUGCUGCUCCUCUGAUGCUUUUGAAAGAAUCGAUUCAUUCAGUGUACAGUCUUUAGAUAGUAGAAGUGUAAGUGAAAUAAAUUCAGAUGAUGAGUUAUCGGGCAGGGCUUCUGCUUCAGCAUCUGUUGCUGUCAGUCCGUCUGCACCAAAACCAGUAACAGCUGAUGCCCUGAAAAAUGAAUCUGAAAACUUGAAUGACACUCCUGUUUUACAUGCUGAGGAAGCUGAGAUGGAAGAGAGUGGGAGAAGCGCGACCCCUGUUAAUUCUGAGCAGCCAGAUGUUUUGGUUGCUACUGUGCAAACUGUUAAAGAACAGGCUCUGAAAGAGGAGACUGAGCCACAGCAGGAUGCUGUUGAAAAGUUGUUAGAAGAGGACACUGAAAAACAGGAGCUUAGAAAGAUGAUUGAUUCAUUAACUGAGAAACUGGAGAAGAGGGAAAUACAGUUAUUAAGUACUAGUAAAGAAAAGGCGCGCCUGGAAGAAGCUUGUGAUAACCUAAAAGAUGAAAUGUUUAGAAUGAAAGAAGAGAGCAGUAGUCUUUCAUCUCUUAAAGAAGAGUUUGCUCAGCGAAUUGCAGAUGCUGAAAAGAAGCUCCAGCUAGCCUGCAAAGAAAGAGAUGCAGCUAAAAAGGAAGUAAAGACUGUUAAAGAAGAAUUGGCUACUCGACUUAAUACUAAUGAAACUGCUGAAUUACUGAAAGAAAAAGAAGAGCAAAUCAAAGGAUUAAUGGAGGAAGGAGAAAAGCUUUCCAAACAGCAGCUGCACAAUUCCAACAUAAUUAAGAAAUUAAGAGCCAAGGAGAAAGAGAGAGAAAAUACUAACACAAAACAGAACAAAAAGAUUAAGGAAUUGGAGGAGGAGUUGCAGCAUUUAAAACAGGUGCUUGAUGGCAAGGAGGACCUUGAGAAGCAGCAUCGAGACAGCAUUAAACAACUGAACAGUGUUGUAGAACGACAAGAAAAGGAUCUUGCUAAACUUAAGGUGGAAGUGGAAGACCUUGGAGAACAGAACAGAAGUGUCCAGGCAGCACUUGACAGUGCAUAUAAGGAACUUGCAGAUCUUCAUAAAGCUAAUGCUACAAAGGACAGUGAGGCACAAGAAGCAGCCCUAAGUCGGGAAAUGAAGGCAAAGGAAGAGCUUGGGUUAGCCCUGGAGAAGGCCCAGGAUGAGGCAAGGCAGCAACAAGAAGCCUUGGCAAUUCAGGUGGCAGACCUGAGGCUAGCACUGCAACGUGCAGAACAGCAGGCAGCAAGAAAAGAAGACUAUUUACGCCAGGAAAUAGGUGAACUACAGCAGAGACUUCAGGAAGCUGAGAGCCGGAACCAAGAAUUAAGUCAAAGUGUUACGUCUGCUACACGGCCACUUCUCCGGCAGAUAGAAAAUCUGCAAGCCACACUGGGAGCGCAGACCUCUGCGUGGGAAAAAUUGGAAAAGAACCUUUCUGACAGACUUGGCGAGUCUCAAACUCUUCUAGCAGCAGCUGCUGAGAGAGAACGGGCUGCUACUGAAGAACUUCUUUCUAAUAAAGUUCAGAUGUCUUCUACUGAAUCUCAGAAUAGUCUUUUAAGGCAAGAAAAUACACGCCUUCAGGCUCAGCUUGAAGUAGAGAGAAACAGAUUGAAGAAAGUGGAAAAUGAGAACAGUAGGUAUGAGGUUGAACUAGAAGAGCUCAAAGAUGAGUAUGCAAAAACCUUGGAAGACACAAAGAAAGAAAAGGCACUGCUGGCUACUCAGUUAGAAAUGGAGAAGAUGAAAGUUGAACAGGAAAGAAAGAAGGCAAUUUUCAUGCAAGAAGCAUCAAAGGAGAAGGAUCGGAAGUCAUUUACAGUUGAAACUGUUUCAAGUACUCCAACUAUGUCACGCUCUAGUUCCAUAAGUGGAGUUGACAUGGCAGGUCUUCAGACCUCUUUCCUCUCACAGGAUGAUCCUCAUGAUCACUCAUUUGGUCCAACAGCUACUGGUGGGAGCAAUCUUUAUGAUGCUAUAAGGAUGGGAGCAGGUUCAAGUAUAAUUGAAAACCUUCAAUCACAGCUCAAACUAAGAGAAGGAGAGAUUUCGCAUCUACAGCUGGAAAUUGGAAACCUUGAGAAAACCCGAUCAAUAAUGGCAGAAGAACUGGUUAAACUAACAAAUCAAAAUGAUGAACUUGAAGAAAAAGUGAAGGAAAUACCAAAAUUACGUGCACAGUUAAAGGAUUUGGAUCAAAGAUAUAAUACAAUUCUUCAGAUGUAUGGAGAGAAAGCAGAGGAAGCUGAAGAACUCCGGCUGGAUCUUGAAGAUGUGAAAAACAUGUACAAGACUCAGAUAGAUGAACUUUUAAAACAAAGACAAAAUUAAUUCCUGCUGGGAACUCUUUAACAUUAUAUGAUAACAGAUUGUAAAGAUAAUUGUUUAUGUAAAUGCUGAAUUUAAAUGUCUUGUAAAAAGAAUAACUGUAUUAUAGAAGAUGCGACUAUAAUAGAGUUCCUGUGUUGACAAAAAUCAGUGCUUUAAGUGUCUUGUACUGUCUGCAGUUAAAUUAUUUGUGUGAUAUUUAAAUUUUUUUUGUCAUCCCUUUAUUUAAUUUUUCGCUAAACGGUGGACCAUUUUGCCUGUAAACAGUAGCAAAAAUGAUGAUGUUACCUAAUGAGACAGCACUGGAAGGCAUGAGUUUUACUAAAGUAGCCCUUGAUUCAUAAACUCCGUAUACCCAUGGAAAUAACCUGAAAAGUCUUUUUUAAGUGUUCUUAAUACGAGUUUUUCUAAAAUCUCAUCAUUUUUAAUAACAAAAUAGCAGUGGCUUGCAGAACUGGUGGAAGUUUUUAUGACAGGAAAAUUUCAUAUUUGUACUCAUAACAUCUGAAUAACAUUAGGAUGAUAAUUCUCUAUUCCUAGGUAAAUCAGAUUAAUCUGCUUUACAGUGUGUCCUCUAGAGCAGAGAGUGAGGCUCAUAUCAUAGAAUCACUAGGUUGGAAAAGGUCUUUUGAGAUCAUCAAGUGCAACAAUACCUGUCCACUACUGAAUCAUAUUCCUAAGCAAUUUGUCUACCCGUCUUUUAAAUCCCUCCAGGGGUCAUGACUCGAUCACCUUCCUGGGCAGAUGGUCCAGUGUCUGAGAACCCUUUCGGUGAAGAAGUUUUUCCUAAUGCCCAACCUGACCUCCCUUGGCGCAGCCUGAGGCCAUUCCCUCUCAUCCUAUCGCCUGUCACCUGGGUGAAGAGACCAACACCCACCUCACUACCACCUCCUUUCAGGGAGCUGUAGACAGUGAUAAGGUUUCCCCUCAGCCUCCUCCAGGCUGAACAGCCCUGAGAUCAGACUUUAAAUUAGAGCUUCAUCUUUUAUAUUGCUUGUGUUAUCUCAUGAGCAGAGAGAGCAGCUCUGCUUGUAAUUCUAAAAGUGUUUAACCUUUAACACCAGAACACUGAACUAUUCAAUAUCUCUUCUAGGGCUGGAUGCUGACUUUUAGCAGUACCUAAAACAGUUCAGAAGAAUGAAGAAAAAGAAUUUUUUUUUUUUUUUUUUUUAGAUUAAUUGCUGCUGCCUCUGUUGCUCCUUAUAUACAAAUAGCAAAAUUGUACUGUGACUUAAAAUAGUUUUCAACAAGUCUCUAGUGGCUGCAAAGUAUUUCUCAUGGCAUUCCUUAAGAAAGGUAUUGCUCAAAUAGCGUCAGUGUGGCUUGACAUUUUGCUGUAUUUUUGGUAAUGUCAGAGGAAAUAUUUGAAUUGGACCCGUGGGAAUGCUGAGAAUGGGGGAAGCAGCUUGCGUCUUCCUCUCUGCAUUCCAGACGGCAAAUAUUUUGCUGUAUCUCAGAACUGUAGCUUUGAUAGGCACUCUGUGAAAUACUUGGCAAUUUAAAUUCUUUGCUUUAUUGUACCAUUGCCUCUGUUGGGAGAAGUUUGUUUGUUUUUUCACAUCAGUGCAAGUUGUCAUUUGUGUUAGAGAACUCUGUUACCGCUUGUGCAUUCAGUGGACUGAAAGAGAUGAAGGAUGUGAAUGAUGAGAAAUUGCUUCUGGAGAAAAGCCUCUCUGUAAUAUGACUUUUCUGCGUGUGUUAGGGAUUUAUUCCUAAUUGGGACAACAGUUAGCCACUUGAGUUACACAGGAAAGGGCCUAUUCGGGAAAAGCCUAGUUCAGGUUAAGAUGCAGACAGUUAUUUUGAGGACUGCCAAAGAGCAAGAACACUAAAAUUUGUCUUAAAUCCUCAUCUGUCAUAUAAACCUUAACUGCUUUAAUAAAAUGAAAGAUUUUUUAUCCUUCCCCCCCCCUUUUUCUUUUUUUGUGUGGAGGUGGGAAGGAACUACCCUCGUAGUUUCAGUUUUGGAAACCAAGGGAAUUUAGCACUUUGCUCUUCAUAUUGAAGCAUGGUUUGUUGCUUUAACUUUUAAAAAUAAAAAUACAACAGCCCCACACCCAAACAAACCAUAUAAAAGCACUUGUGCUAUGUGUUAGAGUUAUGAUAUGCAAGUAUUACAACUUCAGCCUUUUCUUUUUUUUCAAGAAAACAGCUUUUCAUGAUGGUCAAAAAAGAAAUUCUGUUCAGCUUUUUUUCUGUUGCAGCAAAUCAAUAAAUUACUGAUUCUCACUGUUGUUUUCACAAUCUUGGUAGACAAAUACAACAUUAAAAAGAAAAAAAAUUCCUUUGAACUUUUAUGUGGACCUGUUGCUGGUGGUGUGUUUGAAGGUGACACAUCCUGAGUGAUGUUUGAGCAUAUCUUCCUUAAGGGCUGACACAGGUCCUGUUUUGAGCGUGUCUUGGACUGCACUGGGUUUUCAGGAGGAGCUUAGGUAAACAGGGAGUUUUAACGUGCAGUCAAGGUUAACUGUUUCAGAUAGAAAAGCAUUUGCCGGAAUAUUAGGUCUUUUAAUUUCACAGAAGUAGAUGUGAAUACUUGUGUUGACUAUUUUUGGAUUCUGUGUUCCCAUUUAGUGCAACCUUUACUGUUACAUGGUAAUUAGAUGGCCUGCUGUGUCUUAAUCAUCAAAGCCUUAGAACACAAUGUGGCAGUUGGGAGGUAACAGAUGUUAAUGUAUUCUGUUUUGAUCAUCUUUGAUACAGAUCAUGUAUGCUUGCAAGAUUAAUGUCUGCUAGGACAGCACCUUAAGUUUGUUGCUAUGACUGAGAUGAUUGCCUAGAAAAGUAACACACAAAAUGACAGGACUUAGGGCAUUGAUGUCUACUUGUGUUAAAUUUAAUUACUUCAGAAUAUUCUUUCUGAAAGCAACUAAUUUUAACUUAAUUUUCACUGCAUAUGGAGCUAUGAAAAAAUGCUAUUUAGAGACUUACUCAAAGCAUUCUGUUGUGAGGGCUUAUUUCCAAGUGAGUGGCAGGUCAGGGAGAGGCCUCCGUUAAUGCGAGGGUUUGCAGAGGUGCAGGCUACACUGGAGCUUGCUUCUUUGGGUGUUGCGCUGCAUCCUUUAUCAAUAAACAGAGGAGAUGAUCGGAACCCUCAGCAUCCCUACACAACAGUAAGCAUUAGUUUCAUUGAUUUUUUUUUUUUUUUUAGUCCUGCUACGGUUUGUUGCAAUUCAUGUAGAUAUGUUUGACUAAGGGCUAUCAUGAUUCUGAAUGGGGAACAAAGUGGGUUAUCGGUUAAAUGGAAACCCUUGGUGUAAAAUGUGUAUAAACUGUAAAAAGCAAGGGUCAGGGUGAAAUAAAAUUUUGUGCUGUUUCU
Messenger RNA from Cuculus canorus (common cuckoo), 6707 nucleotides. RefSeq names its product TATA element modulatory factor 1 (gene TMF1). The record is from RefSeq and is a predicted model, not a curated record. Gene Ontology annotation, cellular component: endoplasmic reticulum; Golgi apparatus. The transcript is spliced from 17 exons. The coding region runs from base 71 to 3391 and encodes 1106 amino acids. NCBI's taxonomy places the organism in Eukaryota, Metazoa, Chordata, Aves, Cuculiformes, Cuculidae.